Messenger RNA from Aspergillus puulaauensis, 198 nucleotides. RefSeq names its product 60S ribosomal protein eL29 (gene RPL29). Gene Ontology annotation, cellular component: ribosome; cytosolic large ribosomal subunit. The coding region runs from base 1 to 198 and encodes 65 amino acids. NCBI's taxonomy places the organism in Eukaryota, Fungi, Ascomycota, Eurotiomycetes, Eurotiales, Aspergillaceae. Gene Ontology annotation, molecular function: structural constituent of ribosome. The transcript is spliced from 4 exons. The record is from RefSeq and is a predicted model, not a curated record. Gene Ontology annotation, biological process: cytoplasmic translation.
AUGGCCAAGUCAAAGAACGCCUCCCAGCACCACAACAGCCAGAAGGCUCACCGUAACGGUAUCAAGAAGCCUAAGACCAACCGUUACCCCUCUCUCCGUGGUGUCGAUGCCAAGUUCCGCCGCAACCACAGACACGCUCUUCACGGUACCGCUAAGGCCCUGAAGGAGCGCAAGGAGGGCAAGCGUGAGAUCGCAUAA